AAAGUGCUUCUCCCAUCUGUGCAAGGAAAAGGGCACUGAUAGUCUUUACAUUUAUGUUUAUUUGCUUUCUGAGGACAACACAGUGUAGAAAAAAUACAAUUAACCACAGUGUGAUCUCAGGAAAUGAAGUCUCUGUAUUACAAAAUCCAUACAGAUCAAGCCAAAAGGAAUGCAGGACAGCUGCAGACCACGCACGUUCACAACUUCUGGGGCAUAUUUGCUCUCUUCUAGAUGGCAGACCCCCCCUCCGAGGGCGACGGCACCUCGUUCCUGGCACACGUCCUUCCGGUGUGGCUCAUUGUGCUGCUUGUCCUGAGCACAGCAGCUGUGAUGGGCUUCCUGCUGGCCUGCCCGGCACUCUCUCUCAUCCUCUACAGGAUCCAGACAGGCUCUGGCACAACAGCCGAGGCACCACGUGAUCCUACAUUUCGGCACGUAUCACUGCCUACCUGUUGGCCAUCUCUACAUGGAUGUUUGAUCACCACCUACAACUCAACCUCUCCAAAACAGAGAUCCUACACC
This is a messenger RNA of Scleropages formosus (Asian bonytongue), 522 nucleotides long. The record is from RefSeq and is a predicted model, not a curated record. Lineage: Eukaryota; Metazoa; Chordata; Actinopteri; Osteoglossiformes; Osteoglossidae.